Messenger RNA from Melampsora larici-populina 98AG31, 1275 nucleotides. RefSeq lists its product as uncharacterized. The transcript has 4 exons. Gene Ontology annotation, biological process: lipid metabolic process. Lineage: Eukaryota; Fungi; Basidiomycota; Pucciniomycetes; Pucciniales; Melampsoraceae. The record is from RefSeq and is a predicted model, not a curated record. Bases 1 to 1275 code for a protein of 424 amino acids.
AUGAAUAGUUCAAAUCAGACUGGGAUGACUACGGAAGACAUAAGAUCCAAUCCUAUGUUGUCCGAUCUGAGUUAUAUAUUUCAUAUGUUGAUUGCCUCAUCAUUACUUUUCAUUCAAGCAUCACUCUUACAUCCAUGUUUUGCUAAAAAUAAAUUAGCUAAAUACGUUCGAAUCGGUUUAACACCUAUAAACUUUUUCUUAUUCAUCUCUCAACCGUUUAGAAGGUCAUCUAGAUUACCUGAAAGUUAUGAUACUUUUGCUCAAAUGGGAUGGUAUUCUAACUCGAUCAUGUUUGCAACUUUUGCAUUAGAUUUUGGUUUUGCUAAUGAAGCUUAUUAUAAAAGACCUUUAGAAAAUUCUCAGGGGAUUUAUCAAUGGAAGAAAAUUACAGAUCAAGAUGAAUUAAAACGUUUAAAAAAAUCACAAGAAAAUGAAAGUUUGAAUUUUUCUGACUUAUUUUUCUGGACUUUAUCAGUUACGACUUCAUUUAGAGGCUUACAGUUUAAUUGGGGACAUAAAAAGAAAGCAAACAAUCAAACUGUGCAACAAAUGGUUUCAAGAGUCAUCAAAGUUGCAAUUCCACUUGCUUUGGCUGGUUUGGUUAUCAUUCAAACUCAUCGUUCCCCUCUAAAGACUCCAAUCUCAGCUUUAAAUUCAAUAGGCAUACCAAACUUAUGGGGAUUAAGUCUGAUAUCAGAAUGGGCUCAUAGAUUUUGUUUCGGAGUUUUUCUGUCCAGCUCAAUGGAUUUACAAUACACAGUCUUAACCAUCCUAUUACAUUAUUUACAUCAAUAUUUAAUCAAAUUUGAUUUAUCAAAGGAUUUAUUAGAAUUAAUCAAUCCAGUUUAUUAUCCACCACUCUUUGAUUCACCUCAUCUAGCAAGUUCCUUAAAUGAUCUUUGGAGUAAUAGAUGGCAUGCAAAUUUGAAAAGAAGUUUCUUGGUGUUAGGUGGUAGACCUACUUUUUGGUUCUUCAAUCAAAUCUUGGGAUUUAAUUUUAACAUUUCUAGAAUUGGUGGUUUAGUGGGUACGUUUGUUGCAAGUGGGAUUUUACACGAAUAUGUUGUCUUUGCUUUACUUUAUCCUUCGAAACCUUUAAAUCAUCUCUUUGAUCAAUUUCCUGCUCAAUCUAUUGGAAUCAUCAUAGAAAGUUUUAUUCCAAAGAAAUUUUCAAAACUCUUUUGUUGGCCAUUUGUACUUUGUACUUCUAAAGUAUUUGUGGAUAGAUAUUUGAUUGAUGCAAAGAUUUUGGAUUUAUCGCUCAACUUCAAGUAG